GAAAACAGCCUGUUGGCCUUGGCGGUGCGCAGCGUGGUAUAUAAGAGAGUGCAGCGGCAGAGCAGAGCACAGUCGAAGCUGGUCCUCCACACCUGGUCGACAUGAAGAUCGCGGCUGUAGUAGCAGUUGUUGCGGGCUUCUGCCUCCUAGCAGUGAGCGGUGAGCCCGAGCCUGAGGCUGUUGCUGGCUACGUGGGAGGGCAUCACUCAUACCACCCAGUUGUCGUGCACCCCGGGCACUACGGUCGUAACCGCUACGGGAGGAGCGCCGACCCCGAGCCAGAGGCCGAAGCUGAGCCUAGCUUCAGAUCCCGUGGCUGGGGUUACCAGAGCCGCCCUUACUACCACAGCUAUUCACGUCUCCACAAGAGGAGCGCCGACCCCGAGCCAGAGGCCGAAGCUGAGCCUAGCUUCAGAUCCCGUGGCUGGGGUUACCAGAGCCGCCCUUACUACCACAGCUAUUCACAUCUCCACAAGAGGAGCGCCGACCCCGAGCCAGAGGCCGAAGCUGAGCCUAGCUUCAGAUCCCGUGGCUGGGGUUACCAGAGCCGCCCUUACUACCAUAGCUAUUCACGUCUCCACAAGAGGAGCGCCGAUCCCGAGCCAGAGGCCGAAGCUGAGCCUAGCUUCAGAUCCCGUGGCUGGGGUUACCAGAGCCGCCCUUACUACCAUAGCUAUUCACGUCUCCACAAGAGGAGCGCCGACCCCGAGCCAGAGGCCGAAGCUGAGCCUAGCUUCAGAUCCCGUGGCUGGGGUUACCAGAGCCGCCCUUACUACCACAGCUAUUCACAUCUCCACAAGAGGAGCGCCGACCCCGAGCCAGAGGCCGAAGCUGAGCCUAGCUUCAGAUCCCGUGGCUGGGGUUACCAGAGCCGCCCUUACUACCACAGCUAUUCACAUCUCCACAAGAGGAGCGCCGACCCCGAGCCAGAGGCCGAAGCUGAGCCUAGCUUCAGAUCCCGUGGCUGGGGUUACCAGAGCCGCCCUUACUACCACAGCUAUUCACAUCUCCACAAGAGGAGCGCCGACCCCGAGCCAGAGGCCGAAGCUGAGCCUAGCUUCAGAUCCCGUGGCUGGGGUUACCAGAGCCGCCCUUACUACUCUCGCGGCUAUGGAGGUUACGGUUAUUAAGGCGUCGUCGACUGUUCAACCAAUGUAAACAAAUACAUCAAAUAAAAAAAUCGCUCCUC
Scylla paramamosain (green mud crab) is the source of this 1189-nucleotide messenger RNA. RefSeq lists its product as uncharacterized. Bases 102 to 1130 code for a protein of 342 amino acids. The transcript is spliced from 2 exons. The record is from RefSeq and is a predicted model, not a curated record. NCBI's taxonomy places the organism in Eukaryota, Metazoa, Arthropoda, Malacostraca, Decapoda, Portunidae.